GGAGACGAAGAUGGCGGCGGCGGUGACGGCGUUGCCCGUGCGGCUGAGGACGGUCAGCCAGUGAGCGCGGAGACUGGUUCCACGCCGGGCGGGGGGAGCGCCAGGCCCGGCCCUGCUCCUUAGGCGGCGGAUCUUGCGGUCCCACCUCUAUCGGAAUCGACCUUUCCUUUUUACCCCCGACCCUCUCCCUGUCUUCCCCCAGCUUUCCCUUCAGAGGCCAUGGAGGACGAGGAGAGACAGAAGAAACUGGAGGCCGGCAAAGCGAAGCUUGCCCAGUUUCGACAAAGGAAAGCUCAAUCUGAUGGGCAGAAUCCUUCUAAGAAGCAGAAAAAAAAGAGGAAAACUUCAAGCAGUAAACAUGAUGUGUCAACAUACCAUGCUUUGAAUAUUGAGCACUCACAGAGUGAUGAAAUGUACAUAAAUAGUUCUCAGAGGGUAGGAACAGCCGUGACUCCUGAAUCCACAAUAAUCAAACGUGAUGAGGUCUUCUCUGUUGAACCAGAAAGUGAGAUUUCAACUACGGCAGAUGAUUAUAGUUCAGAGGUAAAUGGUUGCAGUUUUGUGGUGAGAACAGAAAAGCCUACAAAUUUAUUAAGGGAAGAAGAAUUUGGUGCUGAUGAUUCUUAUUCUGAACAUGGAGCACAGUACAGUCAGACCCACCUAGAGAUGAUGGAAAAUGAAUUGGCUGGUAAACAGCAUGAAAUUGAAGAGCUGAACAGAGAACUAGAAGAAAUGAGAGCCACCUACGGGACUGAUGGACUGCAGCAGUUACAAGAAUUUGAAGCUGCCAUUAAGCAAAGAGAUGGCAUCAUAACCCAGCUCACUGCUAAUUUACAACAAGCAAGGAGAGAAAAGGAUGAGACAAUGAGAGAAUUCUUAGAGUUGACAGAACAAAGUCAAAAAUUACAGAUUCAGUUCCAACAUUUACAGGCUAGUGAAACUCUAAGAAACAGCACUCACAGUAGCACAGCUGCAGAUUUAUUACAAGCAAAACAACAGAUCCUCACUCAUCAGCAACAGCUGGAAGAACAAGACCAUUUAUUAGAAGAUUAUCAAAAAAAGAAAGAAGACUUCAAAAUGCAAAUUAGUUUCUUGCAAGAGAAAAUUAGAGCAUAUGAAAUGGAACAAGACAAAAAAGUAGAAAGCUCAAAUAAAGAAAUACGGGAAAAGGAUACAAUCAUUGAAGAAUUAAAUACAAAAAUAAUAGAAGAUGAAAGAAAAACUCUAGAGCUAAUGGAUAAAGUCACAGCUGCUGAUAAAUUACUAGAAGAAUUACAAGAACAGGUUGUACAAAAGAACCAAGAGAUUAAAAAUAUGAAAUUAGAGCUGACUAAUUCCAAGCAAAAAGAAAAACAGUGUUCUGAAGAAAUAAAACAAUUAAUGGGGACAGUUGAGGAACUUCAGAAGAAAAAUCAUAAAGAUAGCCAAUUUGAAACUGAUAUUCUCCAAAGAAUGGAACAAGAAACACAAAGAAAGUUAGAACAGCUCCGGGCAGAGCUGGAUGAGAUGUAUGGGCAGCAGAUAGUACAGAUGAAACAGGAGUUAAUAAAACAGCACAUGUCACAGAUAGAUGAACUUAAAAUACGACAUAAGGGAGAAAUGGAGAAUGCUUUAAGAUCAUAUCCAAGUAUUACAGUUAAUGAUCAAAUAACGUUAAUGAAUAUGGCAAUAAAUGAACUGAAUGUAAAAUUGCAAGAUAAUAACUCUCAAAAAGAAAAACUCAAGGAAGAACUAGGAAUAAUUUCAGGAGAAAAGUCUGCUCUACAGAGACAGCUUGAAGACCUUUUUGAAGAAUUGAGCUUUUCAAGGGAACAAAUUCAGAGAGCUAGACAGACAAUAGCUGAACAAGAAAGUAAACUCAGUGAAGCACACAAAUCCCUUAGUACAGUGGAAGAUUUGAAAGCUGAGAUUGUUUCUGCAUCUGAAUCCAGAAAAGAACUAGAAUUAAAACAUGAGGCAGAAGUUACAAAUUACAAGAUAAAACUUGAAAUGUUAGAAAGGGAAAAGAAUGCUGUAUUAGACAGAAUGGCUGAAUCGCAAGAAGCUGAAUUAGAGAGGCUGAGGACACAGCUUCUGUUUAGUCAUGAAGAAGAACUUUCCAAACUGAAAGAAGAUUUAGAAAUCGAACAUCGAAUAAAUAUUGAGAAACUAAAAGAUAAUUUAGGCAUUCACUAUAAACAGCAGAUAGAUGGCUUACAGAAUGAAAUGAGUCAAAAGAUAGAAACCAUGCAGUUUGAAAAAGACAGUUUGAUAACUAAGCAGAAUCAAUUAAUUUUGGAAAUUUCAAAGCUAAAAGAUUUACAGCAGUCCCUUGUGAAUUCAAAAUCAGAAGAAAUGACUCUUCAAAUCAGUGAACUUCAAAAAGAAAUUGAAAUACUCAGGCAAGAAGAAAAGGAAAAGGGUACACUUGAACAAGAAGUUCAAGAAUUACAACUUAAAACUGAAUUAUUGGAGAAACAAAUGAAGGAAAAAGAGGAUAACCUUCAAGAAAAAUUUACACAACUUGAAGCAGAGAAUAGCACUCUUAAAGAUGAAAAGAAAGCCCUUGAAGACAUGUUGAAAAGGUAUACACGUGUUAACCAAGAAGAAAAAUUAAUUUUCAUAGACUCCAUUAAGUCCAAAUCCCAAGACUGUAACUGGCAAAAAGAAAUAGAAAUACUUACAGAGGAAAACAAGGACCUCAAAAAACAAUGUAUUGAGCUAACUGAAGAGAUUGAAAGGCAAAGGAACACUUUUUCAUUUGCUGAAAAAAAUUUUGAAGUUAACUAUCAGGAGUUACAGGAGGACUAUGCUUGCCUUCUCAAGGUAAAAACUGACUUAGAAGACAGCAAAAACAAACAAGAAGUAGAGUAUAAAAGUAAGCUUAAAACGCUUAGUGAAGAGCUUCAUCAUCUGCAAAGAAUAAAUCCAACUAUGGUAAAAAUGAAAAGUUCAGUCUUUGAUGAUGACAAAACUUUCAUAGGGGAACCAUUGGAAACCGGUGAUGUUGUUGAGAAAGAUACAACAGAACUUAUGGAAAAACUUGAGGUAACCAAGCGAGAAAAGUUAGAACUGGCGGAGAGAUUGUCUGAUCUUUCUGAACAAUUAAAACAGAAACAUGGUGAGAUUAGUUUUCUGAGUGAAGAAGUGAAGUCUUUAAAGCAAGAGAAAGAGCAAGUUUUAUUGAGAUGUAGAGAGCUAGAAAUCAUCAUUAACCAUAAACGGACAGAAAAUGUAAAUGUUUGUGAUGCUCAGUUAGUCUCUUUAAAAGAUGGUGGUGUGACUAUGACAGGCAAGGAUUCUGGAGAGUUAGUUUCUAAAAUAAAUAAAGAUUUUGUUGAAGAAUCAAAAAUAAUGGAGGAAGAUAAAAUUCCUUUUGAAAAUAAGACUGUUGGAAAAGAAGGCAAGCAAGAACAGUUGUUUUUGGAUCAUUUGCCAUUAGUGACAAAUGGAUCAUCACUUGGGACAACUGAACCAAGUAGAAAUGAUAAACUUCAGUGGGAACUUAGUGUACUUAAAUCAGAACAGAAUGAUUUAAGGCUACAGAUGGAAGCUCAGCGUAUAUGCCUCUCUCUGGUGUAUUCAACACAUGUGGAUCAAGUUCGUGAAUAUAUGGAAAAUGAAAAAGAUAAAGCUCUUUGUAGUCUUAAGGAGGAACUUCUUUCUGCCCAAGAGGAAAAGAUAAAGGAACUUCAGGAAAUACACCAGCAAGAGCUACAGAAUAUAAAAACGCAAGAAACAGGUGGUGAAGCGAAGCCUUUACAAAUGCUCAUUGGAAAACUACGCAAGGCAGUGUCUGAAGAAUGUUCUUAUUUUGCACAGACUUUUUGCAAUGUCCUUGGUGAACAUUAUACUCCUGCUUUAAAAUGUGAAGUAAAUAUAGAAGAGAGAGAGAGUUCUGGUGUUCACACUUCUGAAAAUCAAGAACUAGAAUUGCAAGAUUAUAGAUAUGAAGUUCAAGACUUGCAAGAAAAUAUGCAAACUCUUCUCAACAAAGUAACAGAAGAAUACAACAAACUCUUGGUACUUCAAACACGAUUAAGUAAGGUUCAGGGACAGCAGACAGAUAAUGUGAAACUUGAGUUUGCAGAAGGAAACCUACCAAAAGAGGAAACAGAGUUAUCAGCCUCUCAGAUGACCAGUUUGCAAGACAUUGAUGUCUGUCAUGAAAGCAAGUUAUCUCUGCAAGAUUCUGAAAAAAUUAAACAACUUGAAGGACAAGUUCAAGAAUUAGAAAACCUCAUAUCCUCUUUGCAGCAACAAUUGAAAGAAACUGAAGAAAACUAUGGGGCAGAGAUCCACUGUUUGCAGGAAAGACUUCAAGCUGUCACUGUAUCCACAGUUCAGCCAAGUUUCUCCAUUGAUUCAAUGGUAAUUACUGAAUCUGAUGUCCGGAAAACAAUAUAUCCUGGAAGUUGUCUAAACCAGAACAUUGAUGGUACAAUAGAGUUUUCUGGUGACUUUGGAGUGAAACAGGAAACAAAUAUGGUUAAGUUGCUGGAAAAACAAUACCAAGAACGAUUAGAAGAAGAAGUAGCUAAGGUCAUUGUAUCAAUGAGUAUAGCAUUUGCUCAACAAACUGAACUAUCUAGAAUAUCUGGGGAAAAAGAGGAUACUACAUCGUCAAAACAAGCACAUGCUUUCUGUCAGCAAGAACAUUUAAAUAAAAUGAAAUUAUCACAGGGUCAAACUUUUGAAGCAAUGGACAUGAAAUUUAAAGAAGAAUUUAAACCACUCAGUAAAGAGUUAGGAGAAAAUGGAAAGGAAGUUCUGUUAUCAAACAAUGAUAAUCUUGGUGAUAAACUAGAAUCGAAGGACCAUGAACUGACUAUUUCAGAAGAAAUGUUCUCCAAAGAUAAAACAUUUAUAGUCAGAGACCCUAUCCAUGAUGAGAUUUUGGUGUCAAGUAUGGAUGCUUCUAGACAACUAAUGUUAAAUGAAGAACAGUUGGAAGAUAUGAGGCAGGAACUUGUACGGCAAUACCAAGAACAUCAGCAGGCAACAGAACUGUUACGGCAGGCACACAUGCGCCAGAUGGAGAGACAGCGAGAAGACCAGGAACAGCUACAAGAAGAGAUUAAGAGACUGAAUAGACAGUUAGCCCAGAGAUCCUCAGUAGAUAAUGAAAACCUGGUUUCAGAGAGAGAGAGGGUGCUUUUAGAGGAGCUGGAAGCACUAAAGCAGCUGUCUCUAGCUGGAAGAGAGAAGCUGUGUUGUGAGCUGCGCAACAGCAGUACGCAGACACAGAAUGGAGAUGAAAACCAAGAGGAAAUUGAAGAACAGACCUUUAAAGAACAGGAGUCAGACAGAAAACCUGAAAAUGUGCCUCCUGAUAUUCUGACCAAUGAAAGGUUUGCACUCCAGAAAGCUAAUAACAGACUUCUGAAGAUUCUCUUAGAAGUUGUGAAGACAACAGCAGCUGUUGAAGAAACAAUUGGUCGCCAUGUUCUUGGUAUCCUAGACAGAUCUAGUAAGGUCCAGUCAUCUGCCAGCUUGAUUUGGAGAUCAGAAGCAGAGGCACCUAUAAAGUCAAAUAUCCAUGAGGAACACACAGGAGGUACUAAUGAGUCUAUACCCUCUUAUUCUGGAAGUGAUAUGCCAAGAAAAGACAGUAGUAUGUGGUCAAAAGUAACUGAAGAAGGGACAGAUCUCUCAGAACGGCUUGUGAGGAGUGGUUUUGCUGGAACUGAAAUAGACCUUGAAAAUGAAGAACUUAUGCUGAGUAUCAGCUCUCGACUACAAGCAGCAGUUGAGAAACUCUUAGAAGCUAUAAGUGAAACCAGCAGUCAGCUUGAACAUGCAAAAGUUACACAGACAGAGUUGAUGCGGGAGUCAUUUCGACAGAAACAAGAAGUAACCGAGUCCCUUAAGUGCCAAGAAGAGCUGCGAGAGCGCCUUCAUGAGGAGUCCAGGGCCAGAGAACAGCUGGCUGUGGAGCUCAGUAAGGCUGAGGGUGUCAUUGAUGGCUAUGCAGAUGAAAAAACUCUUUUUGAAAGGCAAAUUCAGGAAAAAACUGAUAUAAUAGAUCGUCUUGAGCAGGAAUUGUUAUGUGCAGGUAGUAGAUUACAAGAGUUGGAAGCAGAGCAACAGCAGAUCCAAGAAGAAAGAGAAUUACUGUCCAGACAGAAAGAAGCUAUGAAAGCAGAGGCAGGCCCAGUUGAACAACAAUUACUACAGGAGACAGAAAAACUAAUGAAGGAAAAACUAGAAGUACAGUGCCAAGCUGAAAAAGUGCGUGAUGACCUUCAAAAACAAGUGAAAGCUCUAGAAAUAGAUGUUGAGGAACAAGUCAGUAGGUUUAUAGAGCUGGAACAAGAAAAAAAUGCUGAGCUUAUGGAUUUACGACAGCAAAACCAAGCACUGGAAAAGCAAUUAGAAAAAAUGAGAAAAUUUUUAGAUGAGCAAGCCAUUGAUAGAGAACAUGAAAGAGAUGUAUUCCAACAGGAAAUACAGAAACUAGAACAGCAACUUAAGGUUGUACCUCGAUUCCAGCCUAUCAAUGAACAUCAAACUAGAGAGGUUGAACAGUUAACAAAUCAUCUGAAAGAAAAAACAGACAAGUGCAGUGAGCUUUUGCUGUCUAAAGAGCAGCUUCAGAGGGAUAUCCAAGAACGGAACGAAGAAAUUGAGAAAUUGGAGUUCAGAGUAAGGGAACUGGAGCAAGCCUUACUCAUUAGUGCAGACACUUUUCAAAAGGUAGAGGACCAAAAACAGUGUGGAGCUAUAGAAGCCAAAGCAGAAUUGUCCCUAGAAGUACAGUUGCAGGCUGAGCGAGAUGCCAUAGACCGAAAGGAAAAAGAGAUUACAAACUUAGAAGAACAGUUAGAGCAGUUUAGAGAGGAACUGGAAAAUAAGAAUGAAGAAGUUCAGCAACUACAUAUGCAAUUAGAAAUACAGAAAAAGGAAUCUACUACCCGCCUCCAAGAACUUGAACAAGAAAACAAAUUAUUUAAGGAUGAAAUGGAGAAACUGGGAUUUGCCAUAAAGGAAUCUGAUGCUAUCUCUACUCAGGACCAACAUGGGUUGUUUGGAAAAUUUGCUCAAAUAAUGCAGGAAAAAGAAAUAGAAAUUGAUCGAUUAAAUGAGCAAAUUACAAAACUUCAGCAUCAACUUGAAAUUACAACAGAUAAUAAGACAAGUACUAAGCCUGUUCAUACCAGUGAAGAAAGUGGAUUUUUUUGUCAACUUGAGGCUCUUAGAGCUGAAUCAUCAGCUAUCAAAGAAGAACUUGCCAAUUAUAAAGAGAAAGCAGAAAAGCUUCAAGAAGAGCUUUUGGUAAAAGAAACAAAUAUGGCAUCUCUCCAGAAAGAUUUAAGCCAAGUUAGGAAUCAGCUCACGGAAGCAAAAGAGAAAUUAUCCUCCUUCUUAGAAAAAGAAGAUAAGACUGAGGUACAGGAAAACAGAAAAGUGUGCAUAUUAGAGCCACUUCCCACUAAAGUGGGUAAAAGUCUGGCAUCCCAGACAGAGGGGACUCUCAAGGUCAAUAGCAGCAGUCAGACUCCACAAGUUUUUGUUAGAAAUGCAGGAAUCCAAAUUGAUUUACAGAGUGAGUGUUCCUCAGAAGAAGUCACUGAAAUAAUCAGUCAGUUUACUGAAAAAGUUGAGCAGAUGCAAGAACUACAUGCUGCUGAAAUUUUGGAUAUGGAAUCCAGACAUAUUUCAGAAACUGAAACUUUAAAGAGGGAGCAUUAUGUUGCUGUUCAGUUACUGACGGAGGAAUGUGGUACCUUGAAGGCAGUGAUACAGUGUCUGAGAUCUAAAGAGGGAUCCUCAGUUCCUGAAUUAACACAUUCUGAUGCUUACCAAACUAGAGAAAUAUGUUCCAGUGAUUCUGGAUCAGACUGGGGUCAAGGAAUUUAUCUUACACAAAGUCAGGGGUUUGACACAGCAUCAGAAGACCGAGGAGAUGAAGGGGAAGGUUCAACAGAUUCAUUUCCAAAGAAAAUAAAGGGAUUACUGAGAGCUGUCCAUAAUGAAGGCAUGCAGGUGCUUUCCCUCACUGAGUCUCCCUAUAGUGAUGGAGAGGACCAUUCUGUUCAGCAAGUGUCAGAAUCUUGGCUAGAAGAAAGAAGAGCUUAUCUCAGUACAAUCUCAUCUCUUAAGGAUUUAAUUACCAAAAUGCAAGUGCAAAGAGAUGCCGAGGUUUAUGAUGGUUCCCAGUCUCAUGAGAGCCCCCCAGACUGGCGAGGUGAACUCCUGCUUGCUCUUCAGCAAGUUUUCUUAAAGGAGCGCAGUGUUUUACUAGCUGCAUUUCAGACUGAGCUGACAGCUCUAGGUACUAGAGAUGCAGUUGGAUUAUUAAACUGUUUGGAACAGAGAAUACAAGAACAGAGUAUUGAAUAUCAAGCAGCUAUGGAAUGCCUCCAGAAAGCAGACAGAAGGAGUUUGUUAUCUGAAAUUCAAGCACUGCAUGCUCAAAUGAAUGGUAGGAAAAUGGCUCUGAAAAGAGAACAAGAAAAUGAUCAACCAGGCCAAGAACUCUUGGAGUAUAAUAUGCAGCAGAAGCAGUCUCAGAUGCUGGAGAUGCAAGUGGAGCUCAGCAGUGUGAAAGACAGAGCAGCAGAACUGCAGGAACAACUGAGUUCUGAGAAAAUGGUGGUUGCUGAACUGAAGAGUGAACUUGCACAAACUAAAUUGGAACUAGAAACAACACUCAAGGCACAACAUAAGCACCUAAAGGAAUUAGAGACCUUCAGGUUGGAAGUUAAAGAUAAAACCGAUGAAGUACAUUUGCUUAAUGACACAUUAGCAAGUGAACAGAAAAAAUCCAGAGAGCUGCAGUGGGCUUUGGAGAAGGAGAAAGCCAAACUAGGACGCAGUGAAGAGCGGGAUAAAGAAGAACUUGAGGAUUUGAAAUUUUCACUUGAGGGUCAGAAACAAAGGAAUAUCCAGCUAAAUCUACUGUUGGAACAACAGAAACAACUACUAAAUGAAUCACAGGAGAAAAUAGAAUCGCAAAGAGCGCUACAUGAUGCCCAGUUGUCAGAAGAACGAGGUCGAAACUUAGAGCUUCAGGUACUUCUUGAAUCUGAGAAAGUUCGAAUACGGGAAAUGAGUAGUACCCUGGAUAGGGAGCGGGAAUUGCAUGCUCACUUGCAGAGCAAUGAUGAUAGUGGGCAGCCUCGGCCCUCCCUACCCUCUGAGGACCUCCUUAAAGAGCUACAGAAACAGCUAGAGGAGAAACACAGUCGCAUAGUAGAAUUGUUAAAUGAGACCGAGAAAUAUAAACUGGAUUCUGUGCAAACAAGACAGCAAAUGGAAAAGGAUAGGCAGGUUCACAGGAAGACGUUGCAGACAGAACAAGAGGCCAACACUGAGGGACAGAAAAAAAUGCAUGAGCUCCAGUCCAAAGUGGAAGAUCUUCAGCGCCAGCUGGAAGAGAAAAGGCAGCAGGUUUAUAAGUUAGACCUUGAAGGAAAGCGACUGCAGGGAAUUAUGCAGGAAUUCCAGAAGCAAGAACUAGAACGAGAAGAAAAACGAGAAAGUAGAAGAAUUCUCUAUCAGAAUCUUAAUGAGCCAUCCACAUGGAGUUUAACCAGUGAUCGAACUAGAAAUUGGGUUCUUCAACAGAAACUAGAAGGAGAGACAAAGGAAUCAAGCUAUCUUAAACUGAUUGAAAUGAAUGAAGGAGGAGCUGGCUGUAAUCAUGCAUUAGAAAUCAUCAGACAAAAGCUUCAACAUGUGGCUUCAAAACUACAGCAUCUGGCCCAGAAGGCCUCCAAUAGAAUGCAGUUUGAAACAGCAGAUGAUGAAGAUUUCAUUUGGGUUCAGGAAAAUAUUGAUGGAAUUAUUUUACAACUACAGAAAUUAACUGGCCAGCCAGGGGAAGAGCCUAGUUUAGUGUCCCCAGGUACUUCUAGUGGCUCAUUGACUGAAAGACUGCUGAGACAAAAUGCUGAGCUGACAGGACAUAUCAGCCAACUGACAGAAGAAAAGAAUGAUCUGAGAAAUACGGUUAUGAAGCUGGAAGAACAGAUCAGGUGGUACCGACAGACAGGAGCUGGCAGAGAUUAUUCUUCUAGGUUUUCAUUCAGUGGUGGUGCCAACAUUGAAGCCAUCAUUGCUUCUGAAAAAGAAGUCUGGAACAGAGAAAAAUUGACUCUCCAAAAAUCCUUAAAAAGAGCAGAAGCUGAAGUGUACAAACUGAAAGCUGAACUAAGAAAUGAAGCUUUACUUCAGAAUCUGAGCCCUGAUUCUGAGCAUGCUGCUAUAAAGAGAAUUUAUGGUAAAUACCUGAGGGCAGAAAGUUUUCGGAAAGCUCUCAUUUAUCAGAAGAAAUACCUGCUGCUGUUACUGGGUGGGUUCCAGGAAUGUGAAGAUGCCACCCUGGCUCUGCUUGCCCGGAUGGGGGGGCAGCCAGCCUUCACUGACCUCGAGGUGAUCACCAACCGUCCAAAGGGCUUCACCAGGUUUCGGUCAGCGGUCAGAGUGUCCAUGGCAAUUUCAAGAAUGAAAUUUUUGGUUCGACGGUGGCAACGAGUCACAAGUUCUGGUUCUAUCAAUAUUAACAGGGAUGGCUUUGGACUGAAUCCAGGCACUGAAAAGACUGACCCAUUUUAUCAUUCUUCUGGUGGGCUGGAGCUAUAUGGAGAACCGAGACACGCUACAUAUCGCUCAAGAUCAGAGCUGGACUAUCCUAGGUCUCCUGUACCUUUUCAGAAUAGGUACCCAGGCCCUCCAUCUGAUUUAAAUCCUGGUUCCUUAGCAUGUUCUCAGCUUCAGAAUUAUGACCCUGACAGAGCCCUGACAGAUUAUAUCACUCGGCUAGAGGCACUGCAGAGACGGCUUGGAACCGUACAGUCAGGUUCAACCCAGUUUCAUGCUGGCAUGAGAAGAUAAUCCUUUGGAACAUUAUGAAUCAAAGUGAUUUUAAACAGAUUCCCUUUUGUAAAUCAGUUCUUUUGUGCUUUUGUAUUGUGGAUAUUCAGCGGGACCAAUAUGAACACAGCUUAUGAUUGUAUACAAAUCCCUUGCCAGCACAUGAAAACAAACUGGAAUUUGUACAUAAUAGCAUUGUGUAUGUAUUCAUGCACAAUAAUCAUUUAAUUACAUGUAUAUUUGUGGAAUGCUAAUUUAAAUGAUUAAAUUAUAAACCUUGUCUAUUUAUCGGAUGGGUGAAAAGAUUAAACUUUUGCGCAUUAUGAUACUGCUGAAUGUGUAGCUUGAGGUGUCCUGCACUUUUCUUAUAAGGCUACUGAAUUACAUGUUUCUGCCCUAAUAUAUUUGCUACUGGUGAUGAAGACAGAUACUAUCACUUGUAGAGACCUAUUUUUGUAUAAUGGUAGAAGUUUUGAAUUUUAUGGGGUAUUUUGUCAAGUACUGAAAUAAAAAUGACUUCACCAUUUUAA
This is a messenger RNA of Leptonychotes weddellii (Weddell seal), 11327 nucleotides long. The record is from RefSeq and is a predicted model, not a curated record. NCBI's taxonomy places the organism in Eukaryota, Metazoa, Chordata, Mammalia, Carnivora, Phocidae.